ACAAGGAAGACAACACAGUGUUCAAGUGAAGAAGAAAAUGUCAUUUCCUGGUAGGAGUUCCUUGCUUUCGUCCCUAAUUUGUGCAGCAUGGGUGAUCGCAAUUCUAGCUGAGGGACAACAAAUCGAACAACCAGAAAUGGCUACCAAAUAUGGGCAACUGAAAGGAAAAUGGGUUACUGUCGAGGGAAUUGACAGACUUACAAAUGUGUUUCUUGGAAUUCCUUUUGCAAAACCGCCUGUGGGAGCCCUGAGAUUUUCCCCACCACAACCAGCUGAACCAUGGAUCAGUGUGAGAGAUGCAACUUCUUUUCCACCAGCGUGCUUACAAGACCAGGCGAUGCUGGAAAAAUUUGAAGAAAUUUUUCCAACUAAACAACUUAACUUCUCAAUUUCUGAAGACUGUUUGUACCUGAAUAUUUAUACCCCUGCCCAUUCUAAUGAGAAAGCCAAGUUACCUGUUAUAGUGUGGAUCCAUGGAGGAGCUCUGUUGAUGGGUGGAGCUUCAAUGUUUGAUGGAUCUGCAUUAUCUGUCUAUGAGAAUUUGGUAGUGGUAACCAUACAAUAUCGAUUAGGUAUCACUGGAUUCUUUAGUACUGGUGACGAACAUGCUCGUGUAAACUGGGGCUUUUUGGAUCAAGUGGCAGCUCUCCAGUGGAUUCAGGAAAAUAUUGAACAUUUUGGAGGAGAUCCAGGAUCUGUCACUAUAUUUGGAGAGUCUACAGGAGGAGUCAGCGUUUCUGUCCUUGUUCUAUCUCCCUUGACCAAAGGCUAGUUCCAUAAAGCCAUCUCUGAGAGUGGAGUUGCACUUCUUUCUGCCAUGUUCAGUUUUGAAGUGAUUGCUAAGGUAGUCGCUAACGUAACUGGCUGCGACACCUCCAGUUCGGCUGCCAUGGUUCAUUGCCUAAGGAAGAAACCAGAAGAAGAAAUGAUUUUGAACUUUCAACAACAACAGCAAGUCUCAAUUAUCCCAGCAGUUAUAGAUGGUGUAUUUAUUCAGAAGAAGCCUGAAGAGCUAAUGGCUGGCAAAGACUUCAGUGCUGUCCCAUAUAUAAUAGGAAUAAAUAAUCAUGAAUAUGGCUGGAUGCCUCCUUUUUCAUUCAACAUACCUGGCCUGAAGGAGGGUAUGCAUAAAGAAACUAUCCUCUCUACCGUACCAAUGCUGCACCCACUCUUGUCUGUGCCAGCUGAAUUUGUGUUUCUGAUAACAGAUGAGUAUCUGGGAGACACAGACAACCCUGUCGCCCUGCGGGACCGGUUUCUGGAUUUGAUGGGAGAUGCAAUCUUAUUAGUUUCAGCUAUAAAAACAUCUAAUUAUCACAGAGAAUAUGGGGUGUAAUGCCACAGCGCUCUUCCUAAUCUUGGCGACUGAAUAGUGGACUGGGGACAAGGCACUUGUGUGAGUAUAUUUCCACUUUUCACUUGUGUAAGCACUUUGACUCUCAAAGACAGAACUCAAGUAUUCCUUGUGUUAAGCAGGCUUUAAUUAUUUCUUCUGUAAUAUCUCCCUAACGUUUUUCAGUCACUGUGCCCAAACUGUUCCCCCUUUGAUACUGGAUGCAGCCAAAAAGCAGGUCCCUCUCGUUACCGAUUUAGCUAUUUUAGGAUUUUACACUGCCAUCUGCCAGCAUAGUAUUUGAGUGUCUUCCAUGUAAAAUGGAGAGCAACAGCAAAGACCCUAGUGGACUUCAUGGCAUCAUUAGUUCUCCUUUUGUGGGGUAAAACUCUUAUUGGAAUAUGUGGUUUGUUUUGUGAGGUUGGUUUUGUUUCAGCUUCUUUUUUGGGGUGGUGGGAAGUUGUGUCAAUGGGAUUUUGGUGGUGUCAUUUUUUACUAUGGUGGAAAAUCUUUUUCAAGAGGUUCUACAGUGUCUCCUAAAGGUGGUCCGAUUCUAGAUUCAGCUGAUUUUCUUCUGGAAGUUGGUUCCAUAGCAAGACUGGGGGAUUGAAAAUGCUUUGUUCUAAAUGCUCAUGUUCUUUGUCCUUUUGGUUUGUGUCAUAAACAGAUAGUCGGAGUUAAUGGAACUGAAGUACUUUAUAUUUCUUUUGACUGUAAAGGGUUAACAAGUUCAGUAAGCCUGGCUGUCACCUGACCAGAGGACCGAU
Messenger RNA from Chelonoidis abingdonii (Abingdon island giant tortoise), 2100 nucleotides. The record is from RefSeq and is a predicted model, not a curated record. Lineage: Eukaryota; Metazoa; Chordata; Testudines; Testudinidae.